UGAACUUUAUCAAAAGUGGAUCUCGACCUUCGGUGUUCUCUCGGUUGGAUCAAUAAUCCGGAUAACAAACAUCCGCGACGGUUAAAUGCUUGCGUUUAAUUCUUUCACUUGCUUCCCAAAAAAAGAAGUCUCUAUCUUUUUUUUUAUAUAUAUAUAAUCACUUCAUGUAUGCCACCACUUCACAUACCAAACGUUUCCCUUCACAAUGUCGCUUCUUUACUCAAGGAAACUGUAGAGCUGGACAAGAAUGUCAAUUUGCACAUACAUUACCUUUGAAAGGUACGCCUCAUAGUCAUACUGUUCCUCACACUGUCCUUUUUGGUGACGAAGCUACACUAGAUUUGGAACCUGAAUCGAUUCAAAAAGCAAUACGUGAUUUAGAGCUGGAUCAACUAGACCGUGCCUAUAAAGACCAUAUUCAAAAGACAACUAUGACCGAUACUUGUACUUGUCUUUUAUUCGACAGUUUGACUUGCGGUUCAAUAGAACUUUUGAUUCCUUACCAUUAUCCUGACCUGCCUUGCUCUAUACGACUAGAUCACGAUCCUACUAUUCCUCAACAUAUAAAACAACAAAUGAACGAAACUUUUGAAUCAUUCCAACAUCAACUCAAACAUAUGACUUUGGUUCAACAAAUAGAUAGAUUAUGUAGCUCUUUUAGUACAACAACAACUACUACUACUAUCACUGCCACUAAUAAUAACAACAGCAACAAUAACUCGAUAUAGUUACCCUCUAUUUUUUUUUCCCUUCCUCUAUACACAUUUAUUAUUAUUAUUAUUUUAUCAAUAUUUCCCUUUUUCAUUCAUACACUUUAUUCAUAUCAUCCCUUCAUUGUUAUAUAGUG
Molecule: messenger RNA, 847 nt
Organism: Halteromyces radiatus
Lineage: Eukaryota; Fungi; Mucoromycota; Mucoromycetes; Mucorales; Cunninghamellaceae
Exons: 3
Coding region: 165-728 (187 amino acids)
Molecular function (GO): metal ion binding
Source: RefSeq, a predicted model, not a curated record